This is a messenger RNA of Protopterus annectens (West African lungfish), 631 nucleotides long. Its product is annotated as regulator of nonsense transcripts 3B-like. The transcript is spliced from 3 exons. Bases 143 to 631 code for a protein of 162 amino acids. Gene Ontology annotation, molecular function: mRNA binding. Gene Ontology annotation, cellular component: nucleolus; cytoplasm. Lineage: Eukaryota; Metazoa; Chordata; Ceratodontiformes; Protopteridae. Gene Ontology annotation, biological process: nuclear-transcribed mRNA catabolic process, nonsense-mediated decay; positive regulation of translation. The record is from RefSeq and is a predicted model, not a curated record.
GGAGUCUCGCGUGACUCUGUAUUUUACUCGAGCCAAUUAGGAGGCAGCUGUCAAAGGCUGUAGCAUUUUGAGGAUAGGAGUGUUUGUUGUGUGAAUUCAAGUGGCUGCAGUGCGUAUAGUGAUAAAGGGAGUGAGGUGUGCUAUGAGCUCAAUGAAGGAAGACAAGGAAAACACUAAACCACGAGAACGGAAAGUGGAUAUAAAAUCAGAAGACAGGGAUCGGCAGGAUAAAGUAAAAGAAAAGAAAGAGGUGUUAACGAAGGUUGUAGUCCGGCGUUUACCUCCUACUCUGACCAAAGACCAGCUAGAAGAGCACUUCCAACCUCUAGCAGAACAUGAUUAUUUUGAAUUUUUUGCUAAUGAUUCAAGUUUGUAUCCAAAUUUAUUCUCUAGAGUAUACAUUAACUUCAAGAACCCAGAUGAUGUUCUAUUAUUCAGGGACCGCUUUGAUGGCUACGUCUUCAUUGACAACAAAGGUAUGGGCCUUGAAGUUUUCCUAGAAAAACGCAGCCUAGGGACUUUUUCCCCAUAUAUUUCUGUUAAAGCCAUUUCAUUACUGGUCUUGCAAGUAAAUAUUGAGCAUUCGGACAUCUUAACUUCAGACAUAAUGUUCAGAAAUUAUCCUAUUUAA